AUGUCCUUAUUUCCAAGCUUCGGCCGUCGCGAGUCGAAUCCCGGCAAUCGCGCGCAUUCACCUUUGAAGGACGGGCGACCAGCGAACCCUUCCCUUCUCGACGGCCACCACCGUGAUCUCCGGCCAGCCGUCACUGCGAGAAGUACCUGCUCAUUGAACUCCGCUAGCCGUCGCCGAGAAAUUCUUUCUCGAGCACCCCAACACCUCUGUCAGCCCCGUUGCGAGCUUCUCUUCUCGCCGGCGUCUCACAACAACUUUCACACGGACGUGAAGAGACCACCAGCGACUGCCCUUGUUUCAAAUAGAACCCCGCCCCCGAGGGCCGACCGAGCCACCGCAAGUCUCAGUCGAGCCCCGUCGAGGAAAGUUGCGACCCGUCCGCAACCUCGUCAGCGAGAACGCACGGGAAACCGCUGCAGCAUCCUCCGGCCACCGCUACAGCGCCUCGCCGGUUCUGAGCAGCAACCGAGCAGUCGAGGAGACUCGAGCAGUCCAGGCCGUGAGCAGCAGGCCACCGGGUUGCAGAAAUUCGAGUUGUUGCCCCAAGACGAGAGAACCGGGUCCGACAGCCUUAGACCCAAGCUCUUUGUUCCGUUUUAUUUAGCAACAAAGGAGAGACCGAAGCAGUGUAUUGUGAAGGCUACUGUUGGUGAGUGGCUGGAAGCUGCUGGGGUUGGAGCCAAGUCCAGAAGAUCAAGAUAUGAAGACUUAGUGAGUUGGUCUGGUGUUGUCUAG
Messenger RNA from Striga asiatica, 735 nucleotides. The record is from the annotation of a GenBank genome assembly. NCBI's taxonomy places the organism in Eukaryota, Viridiplantae, Streptophyta, Magnoliopsida, Lamiales, Orobanchaceae.